Molecule: messenger RNA, 2198 nt
Organism: Alnus glutinosa
Lineage: Eukaryota; Viridiplantae; Streptophyta; Magnoliopsida; Fagales; Betulaceae
Product: eukaryotic translation initiation factor 2 subunit gamma-like
Exons: 10
Coding region: 558-1952 (464 amino acids)
Biological process (GO): formation of translation preinitiation complex; positive regulation of translational fidelity
Cellular component (GO): cytosol; eukaryotic translation initiation factor 2 complex
Molecular function (GO): tRNA binding; translation initiation factor activity; GTP binding
Source: RefSeq, a predicted model, not a curated record
UCCAGACUCCAGAGUCCACUCCAGCCGUCGUCUCUCUCUCCACUCUCCAGCAGCUCCAGCGUCCAGCCCACUGUCCGGCAGCGGCCAGCGCUGUUUCUCUUCUUCUUCUUCUCACUCGACUCACUAUCUCGGUAUAUCGUUCUUGUGUUUCAUCGAUGAGAAAUUUUUGAGGGAAAAGAGAAAGGUUAUUGUUUGUGGUUUGGAAAACUGAGGGACAGAGGAGGAGAAGGAAAUGUCGGGUGUUAACAGUCGGGUCGCAUGACCCAUUAACUUAAUCGAGUCGGGUGACCCGGCGGUUAGUUGUAUUCGGGUUUCAACCCGGUUAAUAAAAAUCGUGCCGGAUUCGAGUCGGCCUAAACAGGUUGACGGUCAAGCGGGUUGAUCCGAACCAGACAACCCGUUUUGCCAACCCUCAAUCCCUAGCGCACCAAAAUAACCUUAAAUCUAAAAUCUUUGCUUCUCUGAGCUCCCCAAAGACGACCCUCUCACACUCGCUCCUGUCGGCUCGCCCUCCGGUUCAAAUUCAACCAAUCAGGGGGCUUUUAGAAACAGUCAACAUGUCGCGAAAGGGUUUGAUGGAGCAAGACCUGAGUAAACUGGAUGUAACAAAGCUACAUCCGCUCUCACCUGAAGUUAUAUCUCGUCAGGCUACAAUUAAUAUUGGCACAAUAGGUCAUGUGGCACAUGGGAAGUCAACAGUUGUAAAAGCGAUAUCUGGUGUUCAGACUGUUCGUUUCAAAAAUGAGUUGGAGCGCAACAUUACUAUCAAGCUUGGUUAUGCCAAUGCAAAGAUCUACAAAUGUGAAGAAGAACGGUGCCCUCGACCUAUGUGUUAUAAGGCUUAUGGAAGUGGGAAGGAAGAUAGUCCUAUGUGUGAUGUUCCGGGGUUUGAAAACUGCAGGAUGAAAUUGUUGAGGCAUGUUUCUUUUGUAGAUUGCCCGGGUCAUGAUAUUCUCAUGGCUACAAUGCUUAAUGGAGCUGCAAUUAUGGAUGGAGCUCUACUACUAAUAGCUGCCAAUGAAAGCUGCCCCCAACCACAAACUUCUGAGCACUUGGCUGCUGUUGAAAUUAUGCGCCUUCAACACAUAAUAAUCCUUCAAAAUAAAGUAGAUCUGAUUCAGGAAAAUGUGGCCAUUAACCAGCAUGAAGCAAUCCAGAAGUUUAUUCAGGGAACUGUUGCUGAUGGAGCACCAGUGGUACCAAUUUCUGCACAGCUGAAGUAUAAUAUUGAUGUUGUGUGCGAGUAUAUUGUGAAAAAGAUUCCCAUUCCAGAAAGGAACUUUAUAUCACCUCCUAAUAUGAUUGUUAUCCGAUCUUUUGAUGUUAAUAAGCCUGGUUUUGAGGUUGAUGAGAUAAGAGGUGGUGUGGCUGGUGGAAGUAUUCUCAGGGGUGUUUUGAAGGUAAAUCAAUUUAUUGAGGUUCGUCCUGGGAUUGUUGUUAAAGAUGAGAGUGGGAACAUCAGAUGCACACCGAUAUAUUCUAGAAUAGUUUCAUUAUAUGCUGAGCAAAAUGAGUUGCAAUUUGCUGUCCCUGGAGGUCUCAUUGGGGUUGGCACAACCAUGGAUCCUACUUUAACUCGUGCUGAUAGGUUGGUGGGUCAAGUUCUUGGGGAAGUUGGAUCACUCCCUGAAGUUUUCGUUGAGCUUGAGGUGAACUUUUUCUUGCUGCGGAGGCUUCUCGGUGUCAGGACUAAGGGCACAGAGAGGCAGGGAAAGGUCUCUAAGCUGACCAAGCAAGAGAUUUUAAUGUUGAACAUAGGAUCUAUGUCUACAGGGGCUCGAGUUGUUGCUGUAAAGAAUGAUUUGGCAAAGUUGCAACUCACAUCGCCAGUGUGCACCAGCAGAGGGGAGAAGAUUGCCCUUAGUCGACGAGUUGAGAAGCACUGGCGUCUUAUUGGUUGGGGUCAGAUUCAAGCUGGAACCACCCUUGAUGUCCCACCCUGCCCCAUUUGAGUUAAAUCCUUAAACAGGCAGAGACAAGAAAAGCCAGUUAAAUCCUUAAAAGAGAAUUAAGGCAGAUGUGGGAAGAUAGACAAAUGUUGGGAACCAUUUUUGUCAGGUGGAGAAGAAAGCAUUGUUUGCAUUGUUAUCAUUUGUUCUGUUUCCUUUUUCUUAAUGCGAUCGUCAUACUUUGUGCUGAUAACUUGUUUCAGUUUUGGAUUAGAGUCUUAAUAUAUGAGGCUGCUUCCUAUGGCUUUA